Anopheles coluzzii is the source of this 2240-nucleotide messenger RNA. RefSeq names its product 4-hydroxybutyrate coenzyme A transferase. Gene Ontology annotation, biological process: acetate metabolic process. Gene Ontology annotation, cellular component: mitochondrion. The transcript is spliced from 4 exons. Lineage: Eukaryota; Metazoa; Arthropoda; Insecta; Diptera; Culicidae. The coding region runs from base 220 to 1656 and encodes 478 amino acids. Gene Ontology annotation, molecular function: acetate CoA-transferase activity. The record is from RefSeq and is a predicted model, not a curated record.
CUACAGCAAACGUCACACACCACUGACAGGCAGCGAUUGAAUGAAAACAAAUUCGUUCGCAUAACUCUCCGACUGGGAGCAAACAGUUUCGGCAGUGCAAGCUCUCGCGCAAAAUUAGACCGUCGCAGAAAAUCUACAGAGCUGAGGCAGCAACUUACUGUUGGCUAGUGCGUGUGUUUGUCUCUGUGUUGUUUUGGUGUGAUUAAUUAAAGCGAAAAAAUGUCCUCAUUUGCUGCACUCCGAUUCGCUCCCCGGUUGCUCACCGGCAAUGCCUCCCAUCGGUUGGUGGCGGCGGCCACGCAGCGGAAUUCCUACUUUACCUACUCGAACCAAAUUUCGCAGCCGCUCGAGCGUGAGCCCAAGUACACCACGGCGGAGGAAGCCGUCAAAGUUAUCAAAUCAGGGGACAUUGUGUUCGCGCAGGGUGCAGCGGCCACCCCGGUCCAUCUGCUCGAUGCGAUGACCAAGCACGGCAUGGAGAACAAUCUGCGCGACAUCACCGUGACGCACAUGCACACCGAAGGGCCGGCUUCGUACUGCAAACCCGAGUGCAAGGACGUGUUCCGCUCGAAGUCACUGUUCAUGGGCGGCAACGUGCGUGCAGCCGUGGCCGAUGGCCGCGGUGAUGCGGUCCCGAUCUUCCUGCACGAAAUUCCGCUGCUGUUCCGGCGCAAGCUCAUCCAGCCGGAUGUGGCAAUCGUGUCGGUGUCGCCCCCGGACAACCACGGCUACUGCACGCUCGGCACCAGUGUGGACUGUGUGCGUGCGGCGCUGGAAAAUUCGAAAGUUAUCAUCGCCCAGGUGAACAAGCAGAUGCCGCGCACGUUCGGUGACGGUAUCAUCCACCAGUCGCAUUUCGAUUACGCAGUCAAUGUGGAUAUCCCGCUGCCCGAGCAUGGUGGGCACGCGAUGUCGGAUGUCGAGACCAAAAUCGGCCAACUGAUCGCAGAGAAUCUGGUCGAGGAUGGUGCCACGCUGCAGAUGGGCAUCGGCAACAUUCCGGACGCGGUACUGAACGCACUGCACAACCACAAGGAUCUGGGUAUCCAUUCUGAGAUGUUUGCCGGCGGUGUGGUCGAUCUGGUGCGCAAAGGUUGCGUCACCAACGACAAGAAAACGUUCCAUCGGGGUCGUAUCGUCGGUUCGUUCCUGAUCGGCACCAAGAAGCUGUACGACUUCGUGGACAAUAAUCCGUUCAUUGAAAUGUUGGAGAUCAACUACGUCAACAAUGUUGGAAUUAUCUCGCGCAACCCCAAGAUGACGGCCAUCAACUCGGCCAUCGAGGUCGAUCUCACCGGGCAGGUGUGUGCGGAUUCGAUCGGCACGCGCAUGUACUCCGGCUUCGGCGGACAGGUAGACUUUAUCCGCGGUGCGGCCGAAGGAUUCGAUGGCAAGGGCAAACCAAUCAUUGCGCUACCGUCCGUCACGAACAAGGGCCAGAGUAAAAUUUCGCCCAUUCUCAAACCUGGUGCCGGUGUGGUAACCUCCCGAGCUCAUGUCCAUUACGUCGUCACUGAGUACGGCAUUGCUAACCUGUUCGGGCGCAGCUUGCGCCAGCGUGCUUACGCAUUGAUUCAGAUUGCGCAUCCCGACCAUCGCGAGGCGCUCGAGAAGGCUGCCUUCGAGCGUCUGAAAACGAUGCCAACGCCGAACUAAGAACGCCGUUGUCGUAUCACAAACGCCCAAAUACACAGCGACUACAAAAACGUGCAGGCCUUCCGAACGCAAGCAACAGCAACAGCAACAACACGAGAACAAAACAAGACGAACAAAUUAAAAGCACAUGCCAUUUCGUCGCCAUGGUAACACGUAACAUGAUCGGUCGUUCAAAAGCAAUGGAUUCGUUGAAUUCAAACAAACACAAAACGACUCAAGCCCGUGGUUUCGUGCGAGUUUAUUGUCGUGUUCGACACGUUUACAAAGCAAGAUAUAAAAAAAAAAACAAACAACGAUCCUUUAUUCGGGGUUCGGAUCUAGAAUUCACCCGAUUGAUAAUUCCUGCUGGAUAUGAAUUGUGUUUUAACGUGUUUUUGUUGUUUUUUUUUUUGUAAUAAUAUGUUUAAUCAUUCGUGCGUAACGCUCCGUGAUGUUUUUUCGGCAUUCUAGCAUUUUGGAGCCAAUGAGGUUGUAAAUUUCGUUGGACAAACCAAAACUCCAGAGAUAGAAGAAAAACAAAAUAACUCCUUUUCGCAACGCUAAGCAAAAUCACCAAAUAAAAGCAAUUUAAUUUAAAAACAUUA